UAUAUGCUCUGAGAUUAUCAAACAAAUAAAAUGGCGUCUGCACUAUCAGAAGACGAGUUUCAUCGAAUGCAGCUACAGCUGAUCGAACUGAGAACAACAAACUAUGAGCUUGAAGGCAAGAACAAGAAACUGGAAAGGGAUUUGUCUGAAAUCCAAGAAAAGACUGAUUACUUUGACAGGGAGCUGGCUAAAGCAAAACAGGCUAUCAACAAAAGCAAAAAAGCAAAGGAUGUUGAACUGCUGUUGCAAGAGUCUGACUCUCUCCAGCGGAAACUGGUCAGCCAGGAGGAGGAGUUUCGCCUGCAGAACCAGACCUUGAUGGAGGAGCUUGGUCUGCUAGUUUCCAGCAAUGAGGAGAUGAAGAAGGAGUUAGAGGCUGCCAAAUCACAGGCGGCAUCUACACCAUCUAGUGCUGACAAUGACAUUAACAGCAGCAACAGUGACGAGCUCAGGAGACUUCAGGCAGAGAACGCAGCUUUACAAAAGAAUCUGACAGUUCUUCAGGAAAAGUAUGAGGAGGUGAGCAGUUCCAAGAACAAAGUGAGUCAACGUGCCACGAGUGAGGCGGCGGAUCAGCUAGGAGAUGAGUCAAAUGCAGCUGCUGAAGAAAAGACAGAUGAUGUGGUGGAUGGGUCAAAUGACAGAGUUACCCAGUCAACAGAUCAGACAGAUUCUGUGAAGCUGCAACUAGAGUUGGACACAGAAAGAGAAGAAAAGAGAAUUUUAAAGGCUCAACUGGAACAAAUUCAGCGUGACACUAAGACCCAGAUAGCUGCUUUACAGGAGGAGGUAGACAAGGGUACUGAUAGACUAAAGAAAAAACAGGAAAGUUUCAUGCAAGUUCAGUCCGAGAAGGAGACUCUUUUCAAAGAAAGCAAUUUGAAACUGGAGGAGAGCCAGGCUGCACGUGACAGAGAUCAGAAGUACUACAAGGACCAGAUCGUCAAGUUGCAACAAGAUGCCGAGAGGAACAAGAAGGAAGUUGAACAGAGUCAAAUGUCAUCUGAUAAGGAAACAGAUGGCCUCAAGUCAAAGGUCAAGGAGCUUCAGAAACAGGUGGAUGCAUCCAAUCUAGUGACCAAUCAUCAGCUUCAGGAGCAGGGAGCCAAGUACAUCGCAGAGAUAGACGGCCACAGAGCGAACGUUGCCAAGCUGACCAAGGAGAGAGAUGACCUGACCACCCAGUUGCAGGAAAGUCGUCGGGCAGCACAGGAGGCUGUGACUCAACUCCAUGAGGCACAGACAGAGAGGGACAGUCAGAUCUCUGCCAUGCAGGAGGUCAGCAAGGUAGCGGAGAAGAGGAAGAGUUUGUUGGAUGAGUUGGCAAUCAAGUACCAGAAAGAGUACGAUGACCAUCGUCAAGCAACCACACAGAUGGAGGCCGAUCAUGCCGCUGAAAAGGAGAAAUUGGAGACUUCUAUAGAGGAGCAGUCUAAAAAGAUUGCAGAGCUGAACAGGCAGCUUCCUGUGAUAGAAGAGUUGAACAAGAAGGUUAGCUCCCUUGAUGAGUCCAAGGGCUGGCUGGAAAGGAGGCUGAAGGAGGUGGAGGAUCAACUGAGCUCGACGACAAAAGCUGGAGAGGAGGAGAGAGAAGAGAUGACCACCCGGCAUAAGACUGAGCUGGAAGAACUUACCUCCUCCCAUGCCCAAGAAGUGGAAGGACUGAAGGAGGAGAGGAGAGUAGCAGAUGAAGAGUGGGUGAAGAAGGAGGAGGUUCUGAAGGGAGAGGUUGAGGGCCUGAAGAACAAAGAAAAUAACCUCAGACAGGCUAUUAAAGACAAUGUUGAUGAAAAGAAGAUUCAUGAAAAGAAAGGAAUGACUAUGCUCAAAGAUCUCAAGCGACAGUUGCACGCAGAGCGCAAAAGGGCAGAAAAGCUCCAGCUUCGUCUGCAGGAAGUGCUCUCUGACACAUCCAGCAAAGGUAUGGAGGACUUGUUCAGGUCAUCUGAAUCUGGAGACUUUGCAUUUGGUGACACCAGCUCUGUGUCCUCCUGGGGUGCUGGGGCCAGUGGGUUGGGCAAGGACUCUGUGGCCAGUGGGCCUCAGUCUCCAAUGUCUGGCAACAACAGUAUGAUCAGCGAAGGCAGCGUAGGGGAGGAGUACAAUGACCUGCUGAAACGUGUGGCUGUCCUACAGCAGGACAAGUGGGGGCUGGAGGAGAAAGUAAACCAUCUGGAGAUGAGCAAUGCCUGCAUGGCUGAGGACAUUCUCAACAAAACCUCCAUCAUCGAACAUUAUGUCAUGGAUAGUCGCAGUGGCCCCAAACAGCAGUCCCAGUCGUCGCAAGAGGAAAAGCUGAGCUUGAAGAAGGUGAUGGAUAUGGUGAACAAGAACAGUGAGCAUGCACAACAUACCCAGGACAUGAACAAGAAACUUCAGAGCAUGCUGGAGGAGACGCUCACCAAGAACAUGCAUCUGCAACAGGACCUGGAGCUGAUGUCGCAGGAAGUAGUGAGGCUCAGUAAGCUCUCUGCUGUGAUGGCGUCUGCCCGAGAAAACGUGGCGACUGUAAAUCAACCCACGCCGCCCUCCACCCUACCUCUCGAGACGAAGACAACAACGACUAACAACACCAGCUCGUCAGCGACUCCGUCGUUGUCAGCCACCCCGGCCACCACUGGGUCUUCAGAGGCUUCAGAUUUCUCUAACAACUGCCCAGACAGUGGUGUCAUUAGCUCAGAGCUGUCGAGUCCAGAUGAACUUGAGCACGAUCUUUCGGACCAGAUUGAGGAUUUACGCGAGAAUUCGUCAGAGACCGUAGACCCAGCCAAAUCUUGAUGAUGCCAGUGGGACAAUAAUUUAUUUGUGUAUAUUUUUUUUGUAUGAAGUUUGUUUACUUUUGGGACCAUGAGUGCUGUUUUUGUAAGCACUCAGCAAUAGUGUGGAGGAGAUGAGGAUUGUGUCUGAUUCAAAACCAUAAUGUGAUACAAGAUUUGGGGCAGGACCAGUCAGAAGAAGGUUGUCACUGCCACUGAAAGUUAAGCUGUGGAAGUGCAUGGCAGUUGUCAGGUAGGCCUGCUUAACUUUUUACAGACUUAGUUUUUCGGGGGUCUAGACGUUAAUAAUUUUUGGCUCAAUUUUACCUAUUCAGGUGAUGUACAUAAUAACUUCAUGAAAACGUAACUAUCACUCAAAAGCUAACAUGCGCUUUAUCAGAUUGAAGAAAAUUGGAUGAGGAAUAUACUCUGACAUAAAACAAGGAUUAAUUUUAAAUAUAAAUAAACAUGCACAACAAGAGUUAGAAAGAGGGAUGGCAAUGAGAAAAAUCAGUUUUGAUGAAAGAAAAAGGUCACUCACUAAACCUGUCUUCACCUGCAAAUCAGCAGAGCUAUCCAACAAUGUACAGGUCAAGAGCAUAAUCCACAUAUUUCUGAAAGUAUAGCUUUUUAUUUGACAGCAAUAUUCCAGUUUUUGUUUGAGUAAUUACUUUUCUACUGAGUCAGGUUACAAUGCUCUGUUGAUGCAAGAAUGAAAGGAUGUUCUCAUAUGGCCUUUUGCAUUUGCAAACACAGUAAAACAAUUACCAAAAAACUAAAAUUAAAAUGAAAUGACUCAAGUAAAAGAAUCCAGGAACACACACAUAACAAAACCCCGUUCCCCUUCCUUUUCUGUGGCAAUAGUUGUUGUAGGAAGCCCAGAAACAAUCUGUAUCUGUAGGGCUCAAAUGGGGCUUGUCUACAUAGCUAGUGCAGUAGUAGACAGAGAGUCUGUUAUUAAAAUAAAGGCUUCAUUUUAAAAAACAAAGCAGAACCAGGAGUUGAUUUGAUGAGACACCUUGUUCUGACUGUCCACAAGUCCCUUUGUGCAUGGAUGUGAGUAUGCAAGAGUGUAGGAAAUGCUGCUGUAAAGAUGUGGAAUGAGCACUACACACACAGGCAGCCUGUAUUCUGGUAGGCCUCAGGUCUUUUGUAAUGAUAUCCACAUUGAAAUGUUUAUCGAAACAAUUCAAUACAGUGAAAACCAUUUUGAUUGUUCUCUUGACCCCAUAUGUCAUAGACAGCUACACGGCAUCUCUUCAUUCAUGGUCAUUUUUCUUUUCCUCUAUUCUGGUUUAGAUAUAUAACCUUAACUGUAAUAAAAAAUGUUUCAGUUGGUGGUCUGAGGAUUCCCUGAUCCGAGUCUGCUUAAUUUUAGUAAAAUAUUUGAUAGGUUACUUCGCUUCUCUACUCGAGCCUAAAAAAUGAAUGAAAGGAAUUGGUCUGUGCUGAAUAAUAAUAUAUAGCGCAAGACAAUUAUGAUGCAUGCUUUCUGUGUCCAGCUUUUAGCAAUUCUGUGUUUACAGAGAGAGCCAUGCGGACCUUCCACUUUCAUGGUCGGGAAAAGUUGGAAGAUGGGGUAUCUGUACUCAGUCGGGAUUCUCGUGGAAUGUGAUUUGGAACUUGUGGUCCCUUUUUCAUCUCAAUAUACAAGUGAAUUUUUUUACCGAAUUCCUCCUGUAUUCUGUUGGGGUGGCACUUUUUCCGGGUUUUCCAGUUGUGGAACUUUCCUCUCUCACUAUUUUUUGUACAAAAUUUUGUGUUUUUUCAAAACUUUUUGGUAAUAAAGUAACAUUUACAUUUUUUAAAAACUGGCCAGCUUAGCAAGUUUAGGACACCACAUCCUGGUAGAGGGGGCAAGUUGGUUGGUAGCAGGUUUUGAAUUUAUUGUGUUCUGGAGGGCUUGUUACAUGUAUGUAGCUUCCUUGACUAUUUGGAAUUUUGUUUUCAAUGUAAGUGAUUUUACAACCUUGUUGACACGAAUAAGAUCAUUUAGGAGGCAAGCUUCUGACCCUGCCUGUCAGGGCCAGUCUGGGCUGAGAGGGAUACAACAUCUCAGCAGAAAGCCGGAGAUAUUCGAUAAAAAUCCUUCCCACUUUGGAAAGUUGUGAUGGCGAAGUGCCACAGUCACUGGUCUAGACUAUAAUUUGGAGGUUUUAGUCCUGUUGUUUCCUUUGUGUUAUACUGAACAUCUUUACCUGUGCAUGGCCCUUACCCUUCUAUUCAGAAGUAUUGGGAUCGGGCCUUACACGUAGAAAGUAUGUUCUAGAGUUUCUCUGUCUUUCUCCCAGAAUGUGAUAUCUGGCUCAACCCUACCCCGAUUUAUCCUGAAAGCAGGGUUAAAGAUGCCAGUCUAAAAAUCUGAUCUAAAUGGUAUCAACAGAGGAAUAAAAAUAUACCCAAUCAGCAUAAAAAUUUCCAUUAUUUCGAGUGCAGCCAGCAGAUGGCAUUCCUAAAUGUUUGCUAAUGUUCUGCUCAGCUUGUUCCAGAGAUCCUAUUGCAACUCGACAGUUACCCUGAAUGUUUGGAGGCGUUUUUCUUUUUCUGCCAUUGCCUCGGUGCUCAAGGAUUAUAGAAGUGUGUGUGCGCUUGUCAUGCUUAUGGUUCGCAAAGGAUUGUUCUAUUAAGCCAGAAAUGUGUUAAUGCACUGAUGGCUGUGAGGAGGACAUAUUUAUUUUUGUGUUCGGCUUUCAUUUUAUGAGUUUCGUCAUGUGUUAAUUUUGAUUAUUGAGGUGAGCCUUUUAAAAGUUUUGUCAGAACUUAGCUUUUUAUUUUUAAGAUUGCCAAAGUACAAUAUGAAUGAUUUUUUAUUAUUUUCUUUACAUUUUUGUUUAAUAAAAAAGUUUUAGUGCACAAUGGUGCACAGAACAGAAAAUAUCGUGGAAAGAAUUAUGUAUUUUUGCCAGCUGUAGGGAAAUAGUGUGUCUCAUUGAUGGUGAAAAAUUUGUGCAUGACUAUAAAUCAUCGAAUUAAAAUUUGUAUUUCCUGUAAGGUGCUUAAGACCGUGCUCAAUUUCAAUAACUAAAUUAUUGUUCCUAGAACAAUGUCUAGGUUAUUCUUUCUAGGCAUAGAAUGAAUUCAGAUUUCAUUCAGGUGCUGAAAAUAUUAACUGAAGAAUACACAUUUAGCUUGUAAAUUGUAACACUGAUUUGUUAAUUUUGCAUCAUUUUUUUAUUUGCACCACUCAUGCUCCUGCUAAAAAAAACAACCAAGGAUGAGGGGAUGGGGGGAGUUAUGGCAAGUGUGACCAGUGAGAUUGUCCUCUCCUUUUCACCAUUUGCUGUUGUAAGCACUGCAUGAUGGUAAUUAUUCGAAAGUCCCUCAGCCAGGAAUAACGGUGACCGUGGACAGGUGAUCAUGUUUUUCUUAUUGUUUAGCUUUCUCUUGCCAUUGCCAUGAUACAAAUGUCCUUGGUGCAAUGCUGUUUGCCUCAAUGUCUAAGAGUGUCUUGUCAGUUCUUUCAUUGAUGCUCAGACUUUUGGGGGCUUAUCUCUCUCUCUCUUUUAAAAAAAAAUAUAUCUUUGAAGUUUAAACUUAAACAAAUCAAAGGUCUAGUUAUUUGAAGGUCGGUUAAGUAUUUUCAGAUUGCAAAUGAUUACAUCUGAUUUUUAUUUUUAUUAGGAACGGAAGAUUUUUACAUUAGGGCUAAAAUUCCACUGACAUCUUGAUCUGUGAAGGGAAGUAUACUAAACUAAUGUCAGUGGCCUAGUGGUUAGCCUCUCAAACUCGGCUUUUGAAUGCUUGCAAUCUGCAGUUUUUCACUGUAUCCCUCCUGGGAAGCCGAGAAUGUUUCUGAGUGUGUUUGGGUUUGUGGGGUAAUAAUAGUCUUAGAGCUUAUAUAGAGCAUGCUGUAGAGUGUAAAUAUGCACAAUAUAAAUAAAUGCAAUUAUCGUAUCAUUAUUAUAACUGACUGACACAAUAAUUGUUCGCGCGGAUGGGGGGAUUCAGACCUCACUCAAUAAUAAUGUGAUUAUGUUUUGUUCAAAAGCUCCAUUCCUGAGCCACAUUCAAAAUACUCACUAUUGUCUUUGUGUCAGUGUUGACCAGAAUUGAAAUUGAUCUUAUUGUCUUGUCACCUGUUUUCUUGAACUUGAAAUGUGAAAAAUUUGAUGUACAAUAAAGUGAAGUAGAACAUUGUAAAACUGGAGAUUUCAAUUAUGUGAUACUACUGGUACUAAAUAUUCUGCUGUUACUUUUUCCAUAUGUUUACUUGACUUUUUUUGGGGGGCCUUUAUUCCAUUUUUGUAACCUCCUGUACUACUGUUUAUAAGCAAUCUAUUUAUUGGGCACUCUGUGACUGACACUGAUACAAGGGGCACCGUAGUUCAAGCUGUGAGGCAUUGGACUUGCAAUAAUAAAUAAAUAAAUAAAAUGUUAUACGCUCUAUUUGCAACUUUAUCAUGUUGACUGUUGUACCCGUCGGAAAGGUUCUUUACCUUGGUUUCCUCAGUUUUUCCCAUCUGCAAAUGGGUAUUGGCAGUCAGCAAAGAUGGAAUGCGUUAACGAUAGAAGUUUGCUUCUAAGAUGCUGUAACGAUCUGUGGUCUUUUGUAGACUGAGUUGAUAAAUUGGAUUGGACAUGUUCUGAGGGAGUUAUUGUGUGAAGUCCAGAGAGCCCACCAUUAUAAUGGUGCACAUCUGUAAAUGUGAGCUCUUUGAUAUCGAGUGUGAUUUGUAUUGAAAACCCUUUUGUUAUUUCUUGUGGUAUACAAAAACUACCUGUCUUGUACUAAUUUCUGAGGUUUGUUUUAAAUCUCACGAUCAUUCAUCAUUCCAUAUGUGCCAUGUGUUCUGUUUUAUCGUUGAUAGAUUUCUUUGUGUUGUGUGGAUGAUAGUGGUAGUGAGUGUUGGAAAACCUGUCAGGCUGCCAUGCUGCAUAUAUCCCCCCAACCCCACCCACCCUAGAGACUGAGACAGUAAAUUGGAAUAACGAAUUGUUUAUUGUGAAGCCAUGUGAGCCAACACUUGGGGGAAAAAAAGUUUAGACAAUAAAUAACUGGCCAUUUUGACGUAAACCCUUUAUGUUUAGUGUUGUCCUCUUUAAAAAAAAAAAUGAUGGUUCAAGUGUUACAGCUCAGUAUGGAUUAUGAUAGAACUUAAACUUAAAGUAAAGGCGUUUAUAAUCAUGAGUGUAAUUUAAAUGAUUAUAUUUAAAGCUAAUAGGUGCCUUUAUGUAUAUAUGUGUGUUGACAUGUGUAUGUCUAUAUAUAUCUUACAAAGAGAGAGAGAGAGAAAGGGAGAGAGUUUUGUACUGAUGGUUGCAUUCCUUUAUGAAUCUUACUCUUUUUUUCUUGACUUGCAAGUGACCUGUAUGUUAUUAUUAGUAUUAGACUAUGUAAAGAGUCAGCACUUGUCAACCUUUUGUUCUGGGUUGUAUUUUCUUCUUAACUGUCAAACAUCUUGGUUAUUGCUUUUGCUAGAAAUAAAAGGACAAGGUAGAUAAGACAGUUAUGGGAUAUUGUAUCCCUCUCAACUUGGGUUGACCCUGACAUGCAGGGUCGAAACAGCUUUCCUCCUAAAUAAUUUAAACAGUGUCGAUUGGGCUGUAAAACACUUACAUUACUAAUACAAUUACUGUAAUUAGUCGUGUUGAUUUUUCCAUCACUUUUCACUCUGCUAUGUCAGUCAAGUGCAAGAAGCAGAUAUAAGAACAGUGGAAUGGUUCAAGAAAAGAAAUAAAAGGGAUGCGCGGCCGCAUUGCUUUCUUUACACAUCUGCUAUGGAGUACAUAGCCAUGUAUAUCAUAAUAUCAUAUUUUUCCCAGUUGUUCUCAUAUGCGAACAUAUCCUUUUUUUUUUGGGACAGCACAAAAUUGUUCAAAUUCUCCAAUAUUUUAGUGCAUAAUCCAGUUUCAUCUGCAAAGUGGACGAAAUCUGCUUGGAUUUGGUUUUCAAAAUUUCGUAAUUUUGAAAAUAUGUACACUCAUAAGGUAUGUGCUUUAUUUAAUUCCUAGUUUUCUUUUUGUCAAAAAGUUUUGAUCGAAAAUCAGGAGAUCUUUCAUCAUGCAUGGUCAAUUUUUUGUGAAAAAGCACAAAGAAGAAGAUGUCACUGUUUGUGAAGAUAUGUUUGUAAUGUGUCCUGAUGCCUUUUUUUUUUACUGUGCUAUGCUCAACCAAACAAUUGAGCUGUUGCAAGGAAACAAUUUUCAGGAACGCUGAACGUGGAAUAAGUGUUGAACUUUUGCACGCAUCCCUGCCAGAGUGAGUAAAACAAUUCUCUUGCUGGUGCCCUGCAGGUUGCUCUACUAAAACUUCGUUUCAUCUCUUUAUUGCAUGCUGCCAUUUUCAACAUUUUUUAAAGGGAUGUUCUGUUGCUUUAUUCUAGUGUCAAAUUUGUUUAAAGCAAUGCACCUCAGAUUUUUACAUAUAUGAAUACGUACAUGCGGACUGUUGACUCAAACAGAAUGAAAGAAGUGUCAAUCUGAAGAAAAGAAACUCAAUCUGCAUACUUAUGCAGAGGUAAGAUAAGAUGUACUAAGGAGGAAUGCAUUGUCCCAUGAGUCUUUUCUUGUGGCUGCUGACAAUGAUGAUUAGGCCACGUACGUAGAGUUAACUUAGUCUUUCACUUACAACAAAAACGAUACGGUAGUUACUAGAGUACUGUACAGACUUGCACGUACAAGUAAUGAUUUUUCUUGAAACGAAAUGCCUCCCCUGGACAGUUCUAAGCACAUCCCAGUUAUGCUUAGAAUGACGCGAGCAGACAGUCAGCCCCAUUGUUCGAGUAAAUGGUACAAAUAAAUGGCAUUAUAAUGUGAAAA
Molecule: messenger RNA, 9515 nt
Organism: Aplysia californica (California sea hare)
Lineage: Eukaryota; Metazoa; Mollusca; Gastropoda; Aplysiida; Aplysiidae
Product: GRIP1-associated protein 1
Exons: 28
Coding region: 31-2778 (915 amino acids)
Biological process (GO): neurotransmitter receptor transport, endosome to postsynaptic membrane; regulation of neurotransmitter receptor transport, endosome to postsynaptic membrane; regulation of modification of synaptic structure
Cellular component (GO): glutamatergic synapse; extrinsic component of postsynaptic early endosome membrane; postsynaptic recycling endosome
Source: RefSeq, a predicted model, not a curated record